CACGGCGGACGCGUUUUGAAACCAGCUCUGCGAUAAAGUCGUUUUGUUUUUUUUAUUGUUUGGGAACAGUUGUAAGCCAACAAAUUAACUAUCAACCAGAAAAAAGAAGAGACAACGUUUGUAAAUUCAAAAUUGCCAAGGAAAGAUUGCAGGAAAUCACCAGGAAAUCAGAUUUGUCCAUUCGCAGACUAGCCGCCAACCGACCAUGAUCUUGCGGACAACAACAUCACUCCAUGCUGGCCACUGGCUGCUUCAGCUUCAGCUACAGCUCCUUCUCCUAAUCCUUUUGCUGCCGGCCAUCUCGAUGGCCAAGACAGUAAAUCCCAGUGCCGGUGGUGGUGACCCGCUGCAAAUCCAAAUCCAGCCGGAAAGGGGAUUGCCAGAGCCUAGGGCAUAUAUGCCAGAUGCUCAGCAUUUGGAUUUUGUCUACCAUGAUCACGAGGAGCUGACGAGGUUUCUAAGAGCCACCAGUGCCCGGUAUCCCAAUCUCACUGCCCUGUACUCCAUUGGCAAGUCCAUCCAGGGCAGGGAUCUUUGGGUUAUGGUGGUCAGCUCGUCACCAUAUGAGCAUAUGGUGGGCAAGCCGGAUGUGAAAUAUGUGGGCAAUAUUCAUGGCAAUGAGCCCGUGGGCCGGGAGAUGCUUCUCCAUCUCAUCCAGUACUUUGUGACUAGCUAUAGCUCCGAUCAGUAUGUCAAGUGGCUGCUGGAUAAUACACGGAUUCACAUAUUGCCCACCAUGAAUCCGGAUGGUUAUGCGGUAUCCAAGGAGGGUACCUGUGAUGGCGGUCAGGGCAGAUAUAAUGCCCGUGGCUUCGAUCUAAAUCGGAACUUCCCCGACUACUUCAAGCAGAAUAAUAAGCGUGGUCAGCCGGAAACGGAUGCAGUGAAGGAUUGGAUAUCCAAGAUCCAGUUUGUGCUGAGCGGGAGUCUUCAUGGUGGUGCUUUGGUGGCCAGUUAUCCCUACGACAAUACGCCCAACUCCAGGCUGCUCAAAGGGAUCUGCCGUUCGUCCGCCCUGUGCGCGAUGUUCCAGACCUACUCGGCGGCGCCGUCCCUAACGCCCGACGAUGAUGUGUUCAAGCAUUUGUCCCUGGUCUAUGCCCGCAAUCAUGCCAAGAUGUCCCGUGGUGUGGCCUGCAAGUCGGCAACGCCGGCCUUUGAGAAUGGCAUUACAAAUGGAGCAGCCUGGUAUCCACUGACUGGCGGGAUGCAGGACUAUAACUAUGUGUGGUAUGGCUGCAUGGAGAUUACCCUGGAGAUAUCCUGCUGCAAGUAUCCGCCUGCCUAUGAGCUCAAGAAGUACUGGGAGGAUAAUCAGCUGUCAAUGAUCAAAUUCCUUGCCGAGGCCCAUCGGGGAGUCCAGGGUUUCGUUUUCGAUCCCGCGGGCAUGCCCAUUGAGAGGGCCUCCAUCAAGAUUAAGGGUCGCGAUGUGGGCUUCCAGACAACCAAGUACGGUGAGUUCUGGCGUAUCCUGCUACCGGGCUACUACAAAGUAGAGGUAUUUGCCGAAGGCUUUGCCCCCCGUGAGGUGGAAUUUGUGAUUGUGGAGCAGCAUCCCACUUUGCUAAAUGUGACGCUGCAGCCCUCGAAGUACCUGGUGGCAGGUUCAUCCUCUACCACACAGGCCUCUUCAGGGACGCGGCGCGUGAAUGGCAAGCUGCAGUUGGCCAUCGAUUAGGUCCAAGAGUCAUUCCAAGGAGCCUCAGCCGAUCGAGAGAGCGUCGAGGGUGGCGUGUAAAUACUAGCUGAAGUGCUUUAAUUCCUGACUAACCUCAUCUAAAUAAUCUUACCUAGCUAUAUAUCCCACUCGUUUUAUUUUAUGGUUUUGUGUUGUAGAUUUCCUCUUAACCAAUUUCUCAAUUCUUUUCUGAGUUUCUUUAUGACAUACUUUUCAACUUUCCUCUUAAAUUUGUUUCACAGUUUCUUCCUCAUUUCCCCCUUUUAAAUCCCCCUCCAACUUUUGGUACAAGGACCUUUCCUGGUGCAAGGUUUCCUCCUUACUCCUUAAUUUAAGUGUUGUUUGUUGUUAAUAAUGGUAAAAUGUAAAAGAAAACCCAAAGAUGUAUUAAAAAUUU
Drosophila serrata is the source of this 2075-nucleotide messenger RNA. RefSeq names its product carboxypeptidase D. The record is from RefSeq and is a predicted model, not a curated record. Gene Ontology annotation, molecular function: metallocarboxypeptidase activity; zinc ion binding. Gene Ontology annotation, biological process: protein processing; peptide metabolic process. NCBI's taxonomy places the organism in Eukaryota, Metazoa, Arthropoda, Insecta, Diptera, Drosophilidae.